Messenger RNA from Ahaetulla prasina, 2960 nucleotides. RefSeq names its product PHD finger protein 13-like. Gene Ontology annotation, molecular function: chromatin binding. NCBI's taxonomy places the organism in Eukaryota, Metazoa, Chordata, Lepidosauria, Squamata, Colubridae. The record is from RefSeq and is a predicted model, not a curated record. Bases 335 to 1294 code for a protein of 319 amino acids. The transcript is spliced from 6 exons. Gene Ontology annotation, biological process: mitotic chromosome condensation.
CCUCCCCGGGAGUGGGCGGGGCGAGAGGCGGAGUUGGCGCUCAACAGCCGGCGCCGGUUGCAAGCGAAGGGGGCUGGGAAAGCGAGCGGCCGGUCCCGCCAAGCCUCGUCGCGGUCGCCCCGCGGGAGAAGCCAGGAAGGAAAGAAGAAGCGAGCGAGGAAGGAAGGAAAGAAAGAAGGAGCGCGUCCCGUUGCUGGCCACCGCCACCGCCGCCGAUCGAAGCCUUUUCCCCGCGCCCCGAUCCUCGCUCCCUCCCUCCCUCCUCGCCUUUGCGGGGAGCAGCGGCCGAACCAGGCGGGCAGCCGAGCCGAGCCGGCUGGAGUUGGCGGCGGGGAUGAACAGCUCCGAGGAGGACGCAGGUGCCAGCCCGGUGCCCAGUCCGGGCUUCCCCGCCUUCGACGAGCCACCCCAGAAAAGACAGAGAACUGUAGAAGACUUCAAUCAAUUCUGCACUUUUGUGCUAGCCUACGCAGGCUACAUUCCCUACCCAAAGGAGAAUGAGCCAUGGACAUACCGAGGCAACAGGAGCCCUCAGAACAGCACCGGAAGCACCCAAGACAGCGAAAGCUGGGGAUCGUCCCAGUCCUACGACUCUCAAGUGCUUUCAGACGAUGGAGGAAGCAGGAACGCGACCUACAAGGGGGCAGGAGAGCUGCUGACCUGCCCUAACAUAACCGGUAGCUUUUGCACUGGUCAGCACCAGCAAACCAAGAAGAGAAAGCCGUCAUCAAAGAAACUCACCGUGAACCAGGCGACGGACAAGGGCUUGAUGCCCCUGAAGGACCAUGCACAGAGAACGCCCGAGAUUUGCACGGAAGCAAAGGAGCUGGAAUCCUGUCUCGAAGAGCUCCCAUCCAGACCUCUGCCAGAGCAAGUGGAGAAAGACUCUAUCCCUGGACUUUAUGCCGAAGAGAAGACUGAGGAACAAGGGACAUGCAAAGAGGAGAGAAACGCCUCUGCCUCUCGGGACACAGUGGAGCAAAGCACAGAAGGACCUGCAGAAGACGCCCCUCAACUUAGCAAUCAGCCCGAAGAGUUUACUGCAGCCUCAGACACCAAAACAGAUGAAGACGACGCUUGGGACCUCAUCACUUGCUUCUGCUUAAAGCCCUUUGCUGGGCGACCCAUGAUCGAAUGCAAUGAGUGCGCGACUUGGAUACACCUCUCCUGCGCCAAGAUCCGCAAGUCCAAUGUGCCCGAUGUCUUCAUCUGCCAACGCUGCCGCGACGCCAAGCAAGAGAUCCGCCGGUCCAACAGAGCCCGGACCGUCCCCCGCAAGCGCUUCUGUGACUGACUGUAGCCGGGAGAGCCACCGCCCUCCAAAGCUUCAGUUGGAGAUAUAUAUAUAGUUUGCUGCCAAGACAAUCAAAAUGCAGGAACUGCCCUAGGGAAGAGACCGGAGGCAGCCCUGGAAAUUUCCAAGACUUUUUUUGACACACGUGUCUUAUUCCAAAUGUUGAGAUUGGGGAAGAGGAAGACCCUGAGGUGCUGUGGAGGUCUCAGGGUUAUGCUAGAGCAGCAAAUGCACAAAUGCCUGGCAGACACAAGAGACUGUUGAGGAGGGAGGGAGGGCAGGGGUGGGUGGGUGGGGAGAUUUAUCUGCAGGCAAUGCACUAAGUCAGCCAGUAGCCUCUCUGCCCUUGUGCAGAGGUGCCUUUUCUCAGCAGCCUAAAGGGAGUUGGGCCCAAGCAAGACUUUUCUGUGAUACGCUAGCUGCUCGGACUUUAAGUGGGUCGGAUUGUGCACCCCAGUUUUGUGGAUUAGUUCUUUGCCCCUUAGAACGGUGGGUCGGGAAGCUCCUUGACCUCUUUCCCAAAAGCACACUUCAAAGAGGUCCAGUCCCUUUUCCCCUUGUGCUCACGCGCACACACACACACAACUUAGAGGGCUCUUUUGCAGCCCAUUUAGAGAAAUCUGUUCUCUGUCCCCAGGACAACUGGCACCCCGCUUCGGAGCUUCCCCAUCCUUUCAGCACUCGAGCGAGACGCCAUGCUAUAUAGCCAGGUGGCUAGUCACCGUUGGACCAGAAAACGGGGUUGAUAAAUAAUAUUCCCUGACUGUACAGACUUGGUAUGCAGAGGCUUUGAAAAUAUUUAGCUCUAUCUACUCAACUCACUGGCCUAGCCUAGACUUCCGGUUGCACUACUGUCUUAUUUGAAGGGAACGUGGGACUUGAGGAGGGGUGGGGGGAGGAGGAGAAGGGAACCGAGAACACAAAUAGCUGUAGAGCCUUUUUUAGGAGCUAAGAGGGGAGACCUCUUUCUUACCACUCUCCCCAAGGUAGAUGGAUGGUGAGGCACCUGGCAGAAGCAGAUUGGGUCCUGCUUGUCUCCAGGCUGCUCUUGGGAGAGCAAUCUGGGGAUUUCUUUAAAGAAAGAAAAAAAAAUAGAGUGAAGAUCUGUGUACUAUGCAAACUACUGGUUGUUCCUGGGGAAAUUGUGCCAGCAAGCAAAUGCUUGGGAGAUGAUUUGUCACUCUUCCCCCGCUCCGCCGAGACCCAUGUGCCUUCUUUCUUUCAUCUCAUCCUUCAGUCACGCUGGACGGUCUGCCCCAAUGGCACACGGGAUAUUGCAGUCAUUUUCAUUUCAGUUUCGCCACCCCACCCGUUUGGAACAGGCUACACCUGGUCACUGCUUAAAAGAAAGCAAAAACCCAGGCCUAACUUACGAUCCCAUCAGUACCUCUGCUCCCCUCGAGUGUUUACAUUUUUACGGUUAGUCUCUAUAAAAAUGUAAGGUAGCACAGUACAAUGCUGUAUACUGGGUAUAUACAUAUAGAUUAAAAUACUUUUAAAGCAGCUCUUGGUGCUUCGUUUCAAUGCAAAUCAAACCACUGCCUUUAUCAGCCGGCCACAUUUGCACAUAAUUUGGGCUUCUGGGGGUUCAGGAGAACCUCUAGCUAAGAUUCUGUGCAGUUCGGAGAACCUUCCUGGCUGGGCCUUCCCCUCCCAGGAGUCCCCA